Messenger RNA from Colletotrichum lupini, 489 nucleotides. RefSeq lists its product as uncharacterized. The transcript has a single exon. NCBI's taxonomy places the organism in Eukaryota, Fungi, Ascomycota, Sordariomycetes, Glomerellales, Glomerellaceae. The record is from RefSeq and is a predicted model, not a curated record. The coding region runs from base 1 to 489 and encodes 162 amino acids.
AUGAGAAGGAAGAAACCGAUGCUGAUGGGGGAUUGGGCGACGGAGUGUAAUUUAGAUCGGAACAGGGACCUCUGGAGGGUGGAGGAGGGGGGUGUUCAUCCUCCGGGCCCCCGGGGGGCGACGCCAACGAGGCUGACGUUGAUUGGGGAGCUGUGUUUCAAGGAUCCUCCGAUCGUGAGCAUACCAAGAUUCGACUCUCUCACUCGAGAAAAGAAGGGAAGGGGGAGGGGCUGCCGGCCCCUCCUGGGCCCCAAAUGCAACAAGAAAGCAUGCCUUACCGUCGUACAACAGCCCGCAGAUUCGCACCGCUCGGGGCGUUACCGGGGGUCUGAAGAUCUCUUGGGAUCAUUCAUACAUUGGGGUCUUUGGAGGGGAACGUUUCUGCCGUGUACCGUGGCGAUGAGAGACAAGCGCCCGCCCGGGACCAGUCCGUGCGGAUCUGAGAACCGCGCAGGCAGCAGAAAGGCGAGGGAGGCUCGGUGCCGGUGA